Suncus etruscus (white-toothed pygmy shrew) is the source of this 1113-nucleotide messenger RNA. It is a transcript of the gene MOK, whose product is annotated as MOK protein kinase. Gene Ontology annotation, biological process: intracellular signal transduction; protein phosphorylation. The record is from RefSeq and is a predicted model, not a curated record. The transcript has 10 exons. Bases 77 to 1105 code for a protein of 342 amino acids. Gene Ontology annotation, molecular function: protein serine/threonine kinase activity; ATP binding. Lineage: Eukaryota; Metazoa; Chordata; Mammalia; Eulipotyphla; Soricidae. Gene Ontology annotation, cellular component: nucleus; cytoplasm.
CUGCGGGAGGCCGACGGGCGGCGCUGGUGCCGCUUCCCCGACCCGCGUCUCAGGCCGAGCCGGCUUCCGACCCAGGAUGAGGAACUAUAAAGCAAUUGGCAAAAUAGGAGAAGGGACGUUUUCAGAAGUCAUGAAGAUGCAGAGCCUGAGGGACGGGAACUUCUACGCUUGUAAACAGAUGAAGCAACACUUCGAAAGUAUUGAGCAAGUUAACAACCUCCGCGAGAUCCAAGCUCUGAGGCGCCUGAACCCACACCCGAACAUUCUUACGCUGCAUGAGGUGGUCUUAAAUGGAAUAUUUCACAGAGAUGUAAAGCCAGAAAAUAUAUUGAUAAAGCAGGAUGUCCUGAAGCUAGGGGACUUUGGGUCAUGCCGCAGCGCGUACUCCAAGCAGCCGUACACCGAGUAUAUCUCCACACGCUGGUACCGCGCCCCCGAGUGUCUGCUCACUGAUGGCUUCUACUCUCACAAGAUGGACCUGUGGAGCGCCGGCUGUGUAUUCUACGAGAUCAGUAGCCUGCAGCCCCUCUUCCCUGGUACCAACGAGCUGGACCAGAUCUCCAGGAUCCACGAGGUCCUCGGCACGCCCACUGAGAAGACGCUGAGCAAGUUCAAGCAGUCGAGAGCUAUGAGUUUUGAUUUUCCUUUUAAAAAGGGAUCAGGAAUUCCUCUAGUCACAGAUGGUCUGUCACCUCACUGCCUCUCGCUCCUCCAUGCAAUGGUGGCCUAUGAUCCCGAUGAUCGAGUCACAGCCCACCAGGCGCUCCAGCACCCCUACUUCCAGGAGCAGCGGACGGCAGUGAGGCUGGCCCUGGCCAGCCACAGUAAAGCCUUCUUUGCUGAGCGGCCCUUGGCCCCAGGACUCCUCUGCUCUGACUCACAGCCACUCCAGCCCAAGGAGAGCGGCCAGUCAGUGGACAGAGUCUCGUCCUUCUGCAGCCCGGCGCUGCCAUCUGUACUCGGCCCCGGAGCUGGCAGCAGAGUUGCAGUGCUGAGGCCCCUCGAGUGUGUGGGCGCGAGCCAGAAGCUGACCCCCAAGGAUCUGAAGGCCGGCCUGCGGCAGUGGCGCCUGCCUGCCAUCGAGAGGAAGGGAGGAGGCCACUGAGCACUGGA